AUGUCCUCUAGUAUCUCAUCUCCGCUGCUUCUGGAGGCGGAGGUCGCGCCAGCACCUCACGGCACUAUCCGCUUUGAGGAUCUCGGUGAGCCCGUUCAACGUCUCCUGCGAUCCCUAAAGGGGGACGUUAGUGAUGAGGAUAUGGCAUUACUCGAGUAUGUAUCCGUGAGGGACAUGGCAAAGAUCUACAGCGAAAUGGCGACGGAUCGCCACGUCGAAGAGAUUUGGCUGGAACUCCGGAGUGCACUGCAGGCCCGUAAGGAGAAGAUGGCGCGUCGAGAGGCAGAGUUGGCGGAAAAGCAGCGCGCGCUUGAGGCGGAUCAGAGGGCUGAGGAAGAGCGGCUACGACAGCAGCUGGAGGAGGAAGAGCGCGAACGCAUCGCUUCUGAGGAAGCACGGCACCAACGACGCGAGGAUCGCCGGCGACUCCGAGCGGAGAAGGCCGCUGCUGCGGCAGCUGCGGAGGAAGAGGUAGCUGCGCAGGCGGCAGCCGCGGCGGAGGAAGCAGCGGAGGAGGCUGCCGCAGCUGCCGAGGAGGCAGAACGGCAGCGAAGGGCAGAAAAGAAGCGCAAGCGCCGCGAGGCUCGCGCACGUGAGCUGCAGGAGGAGAAGGACGCCCUCGCCGCUGAACGCGCCUCCCACGAGGCAAAAAAAAAGCAGAAGUCUUUGAACCAGCAGAAAGACUGGAGUGAGUUUGUGCAGAGUCAUCCUCUCGAGUACGCGCAGUCAGACUUGGUGGACGGUGCGCAGCAGCAGCUACCCACCGUGAUUGAGCAGAAGGAGCUGAGGCACACUCUCAACGCCCCUCCUGUUGUGUCAGAGAAGCUGCUCAGCCGUACCUACACCCCGGCAUGCGGGGCAUGUGGUAGCCGCUUUGAUCGCCCGCCACGUGAGUGGAACUGCCCAAUGUGUAAUCGGCGCUACGGGAAGACAGUGAAGGUCUGGCAGCCGGACAACGACACGGACAACUGCAUGAUGUGCAAAGAGCCCAUCGGGCGAUGGUCAAGGCAUCACUGCCGCAACUGCGGUCGACUCGUCUGCGCCAACUGCUCUGAAAAGAGAGCCAUCAUCGAAGACUUGGGCUACGACAUACCGGCGCGCGUCUGCUACGACUGCUACCGCUUGCGGCCGUAG
Molecule: messenger RNA, 1134 nt
Organism: Leishmania braziliensis MHOM/BR/75/M2904
Lineage: Eukaryota; Euglenozoa; Kinetoplastea; Trypanosomatida; Trypanosomatidae
Exons: 1
Coding region: 1-1134 (377 amino acids)
Molecular function (GO): metal ion binding
Source: RefSeq, a predicted model, not a curated record